AUGGCGCCCGAGGUCGUACCUAAAACGGCAGUGAUCAUACCCUUCGAAUUCAGACGCCAGGUAUUUGAGUCUGUACACAAUCUUGCACGCCCAGGGGUUAAGGCUACUGUCAAGCUCAUCUCAGAAAAGUUUGUGUGGCAUGGCCUACGACGUCAGGAUGACCUGGGAUAUUCAUCAGCAGAACUGGUCUAUGGCGAGCUGCUGAUUGUUCCAGGUGAUCCUUUACCCUCUGAAGCAUCUGCCUGGUCAGCAACAGAUUUUUUAACAGCUUUUCGAGCUAAAGUACAGUUCACUAGGCCUAGACCGGCUAUCCAGCACUGUGACCCAGUCACAUACUUCCAACCAUCUUUGUUAACAGCGAAGUAUGUUUACAUCCGCUCAACAACAGUGAAAAGUUCACAUCAAAGACCAUACAAAGGUCCUUACAUGGUUCUCGCCCCAGGAGAAAAGACCUUCCUUCUGGACAUCGGAGGCCGCACGGAACGCAUUUCAGUAGAUCGCCUCAAGCCUGUACAGGUAGACCCUGCCCAACCAGUCCAUCUACAGCAACCAGCACGAUGCAGCCGCCCUCCGGUGUUGCGGGAACCAAAGCCUACCCUUAGGAACACCGACGGGCGGGAGCAAGUAACAGAGGCGGUUCACCACAGACAACUCAUGUCACGUGCUGGACGUCAUGUGCGUCCACCCGCACGCUACCAAUGA
Molecule: messenger RNA, 702 nt
Organism: Aplysia californica (California sea hare)
Lineage: Eukaryota; Metazoa; Mollusca; Gastropoda; Aplysiida; Aplysiidae
Exons: 3
Coding region: 1-702 (233 amino acids)
Source: RefSeq, a predicted model, not a curated record